AUGAAAACAGAGAAAAUCUUCACCAGAGUACAACACUUACAACAGCUUCUUGAUCGGUUCUUGGCUUGUCGUCCCACAGAGAAGGCGAUCGAGCCUACGAGCAAGAGAUCUUCUUCGCUACGAGACGCGCUUAACAUGUCCGAUUUCAGAGAGAUGCGAAUCAUUCUGAUUCGUGAGAUUACUCUGCUUUUGUUCGGACUUGCUCUGGAUUUGGACGAACGGCUUGAUUUCCGGAUGCAAGGAAAGAGAGGGAAACACGGCGGUGAUGGUGGUGGUGAUUCAGGUGACGACAAAGAUGAUCAUCAAGAGACCAGUGCCAAUAUUCGGUAG
Molecule: messenger RNA, 330 nt
Organism: Microthlaspi erraticum
Lineage: Eukaryota; Viridiplantae; Streptophyta; Magnoliopsida; Brassicales; Brassicaceae
Source: the annotation of a GenBank genome assembly